Messenger RNA from Brassica rapa (field mustard), 2614 nucleotides. RefSeq lists its product as uncharacterized. The record is from RefSeq and is a predicted model, not a curated record. NCBI's taxonomy places the organism in Eukaryota, Viridiplantae, Streptophyta, Magnoliopsida, Brassicales, Brassicaceae.
AAAACUUGAUUUAGUGCUAUUUUGGUCUUUUUCUCUAUAAAAAAUCACUAUAUUUUGGUUUUUAAGAUAUUAUUUUUGAUACUAAAUUCCUUUAUGAUAUAUGAUUUUAUAAAAGAAAAUAUUAAGAAAAAUUAAAAUAUAAAUAGAUAACAUUAGUAGUGGCAAUUAGUAAAAUGAUUUAUGAAAUUGAUAAUUUAUAUAAAAGGAAACUUCUUAUUGUCAAAUUACAUGUUUUAAAUAAAAAAAAUUGCUAGGUAUUUUUAAUUUUAAGAUAUUGCCUUUUUGAUACUAAAUUUCUUUAUGAUAUUGAUAUGAUUAUAUAUAUAUAUAUACAUAUAUAUUAAAAACGAAAAUAAAAAUAGUUUAUAGAUAUUUUGAAAAUUUUAGAUAUCCUUUUUUAUUUAAGAAAAAAAAUAUUAAUAAAAACUAAAAUAAUUUUUUUGAUAAUGACAAUUACAAAAUAAUAUUAAUUCAUUAAGGUUAAUAAUGUAAUAAACUAUUGUGAGAGUUAACGUGAACGCGACACAUAGUAUACUGACUUCUAAAAUAAUAUUAUAGAGAUGCUAAAAUUUAGCAAAUAUUUUUGAGAAAAUCAUGGUUUAGAGUUUUUGAUCUUGAUAUUUUUUUUGUUUUAAAGAAUUUCAAACCAAAUCUAAGUUUAUUCAUCUUUAUUUGCCUUUACUAUAAAAAUACCGCUUUCAGAUAACGAUAAAGCUGCAUCAAAGAUUUUCUCUCCCAUUUUUUAAAACAUUUAAUCCUAAAACAAAUAAACAAGUCGCCCCAAGCCCUAAUUAAUAAAUACUAUACAUAUAAUUCCAUGAUUUCAUCACUACCCAGUAUUAAUACCACCUUAGUAUGUCAUAUGUGCAAACCCACAUGCCCAAACCCUUUAUCAACACACAAUUUCGUUUCGUAUAUUAUAUUUCUACUUCAUUUAUACUUUGGGGAGUGAGUUGAUUCAUUAACUCUUGGAUUUUGGGGGCUCUGUAUUUUCCUUAGAGAAGUCAUUAUGUCUUUAAUGGGUUUGUUGGUGGAAGAUGUGUCAGUGACAUGAAGAAGACGAACAACAACAAUAAGCUUGCAAUAAAUGUUUUACUUUUACCUUCAUCAAACAACACACAAAAUCAAAGUGUUUUUAGACUCUUCAGAAAAGUCAAAACGGUGAAAAAGAGGAGAUUCCUCAGCCGUUACAAUGUCUUCUAGCUUGAUUUUCACCUUCAUUUUCACACUCUGCCUCCUCUCGUCUUGCUUCUCCUCCUCUGCUUCUCUACAUAAUGCCACAGACGAAAAUGUGACUCUCCGGCCUCAACAUGAGAUCCAGAAGCUGAAACUUAUCAGAGAACACCUCCAAAAGAUCAAUAAACCCGCCGUGAAGACCAUUCAGAGCCCAGAUGGAGAUAUAAUAGAUUGUGUUCCAUCUCAUCACCAGCCUGCUUUUGAUCAUCCCAUGUUGCAAGGACAAAGACCAAUGGAUCCACCAGAGAUGCCCAAAGGGUAUAGCCAAGAAAAUGAAUCCCAUGAAGAUUUUCAGCUUUGGAGUUUGACCGACGAGUCUUGUCCGGAAGGAACGAUUCCGAUCAGAAGAACGACGGAGCAAGACAUGUUAAGAGCAAGUUCUGUCCGUAGAUUUGGUCGCAAAAUCAGGCGUGUAAGAAGGGACUCGAGCAGUAACGGCCACGAGCAUGCGGUUGGAUACGUAUCGGGAAGUCAAUAUUACGGAGCAAAAGCAAGUAUAAACGUGUGGACGCCACGUGUCAGUAGCCAAUAUGAGUUUAGUUUGUCUCAGAUUUGGGUUAUCGCCGGUUCUUUCGCCGACGAUCUUAAUACCAUCGAAGCUGGUUGGCAGGUUAGCCCAGAGCUGUACGGAGACACUAACCCAAGAUUCUUCACCUAUUGGACGUCCGAUGCGUACCAGGCAACAGGAUGCUAUAACCUAUUGUGUUCCGGUUUUAUUCAGACAAACAAUCGAAUUGCGAUCGGAGCUGCCAUUUCUCCGGUUUCAUCGUAUAAAGGUGGACAAUUCGAUAUAAGUUUAUUGAUAUGGAAGGACCCAAAACACGGGCACUGGUGGCUCCAAUUCGGGUCGGGGACACUAGUCGGGUACUGGCCCGUAUCAUUGUUCACACACCUGAUGGAGCAUGGGAACAUGGUCCAGUUCGGUGGCGAGAUCGUGAACACAAAACCUGGUGGUUCACAUACGUCGACACAAAUGGGAAGUGGACAUUUUGCUGGUGAAGGUUUUGGAAAAGCGUCUUACUUUAGGAAUCUCGAGUUGGUAGAUUGGGACAAUACUCUUAUUCCGACAGCUAAUCUUAGAGUUCUUGCGGAUCAUCCGAAUUGUUAUGACAUAAGAGGAGGAGUAAACCGGGUUUGGGGUAACUAUUUUUAUUAUGGAGGACCCGGUAAAAACUCGAAGUGUCCUUAGAGUUAGAAAAAGAGUAAAUUAUGUGUUUUCAGUCGACGUAGGUAAGUUUUUAUUUGGGAUUGAGGGCUCUGGACAAAGAUCCAGAGAAUUUUUUUUUUUAAUGUAUGUGUAAGAAAAGAAAUAUACAUAGAUUGAUUAAUGUUAUCAAAUGCGAAGUGCAACAUGAAUGAAAAGAAUCAAUUAAUUAAA